Molecule: messenger RNA, 1380 nt
Organism: Brugia pahangi
Lineage: Eukaryota; Metazoa; Nematoda; Chromadorea; Rhabditida; Onchocercidae
Source: the annotation of a GenBank genome assembly
AUGUCAAAUAUAAGUGAUGUCGCAGUGCAAAAGCAGCAGCAACAAUAUUCCAUUGUUGGGUACAUUGGUUAUAAUGAUCGUGGGAUGUGCGGUUAUUGUCACAAAGAGGAAGCAAGUCCAACCAAUAUUGGUAUGUGGGCACGCAGUCUUUCUGUUUCGCACUAUAACGAAUUACUUGAUAGAGGGAUCAGAAGAUCUGGUAAGUAUUUGUACAAGCCGAUGAUAGCUAAUACAUGUUGUCCACAAUAUACAAUUAGACUUGAUGUCAACAGUUUCCGAUUGUCAAGAGCACAGAAAAAGGUGUUGCGUCGAAUGAAUGAUUUCCUUCAGAAAGAUGUUCGACCGAACGAACGACAGAAAAUAACAGAUUAUAAUGUAGUGAAAAAAACGACUGAAAGGAGCACAAUUUCAUCAAAUUCUCAAGUCAGAAGAGUCCAGGAUAAUGAGAAAAAAACACCGAAUGAUGAGUUACGGGAAAAAGGAAAGAAGAAAAAAGUUCUUAGGCGAGAAAGAGCUUUUCAAAAAAUGCGUGACAAAGGUAUCAAUAUCAUGGAGGCUCAAAGAAUACGUCGAGAAAAAGAAGAAUCUCGGAGAAGAACAUUGAAUUCAUUCAUUAUCAAUUAUAGUCCGGAAACUUUCAAGCAUAAAUUAGAGGUACGUUUGGUUGACGUCAACUCAUCUGUGUUUCAUGAGACUUUCCAAGAAAGCUUCAAACUGUACGAAAAAUACCAAACAACUGUUCAUCAUAAUGCUAGUUGUAAUAGAAAUGGCUACCGGGUUUUCCUUGCUGACUCACCACUUUUCAGUGAUGAAAAAGGCGAAAGUAAGAGUAUGGCUCUUGGUUCAUACCAUCAACAGUAUUACCUUGACGGUCGUUUAAUAGCUGUUGGUGUUGUAGAUAUUUUGCCACGCUGCUUAUCAGCCAAAUAUCUCUACUACGAUCCUGACUAUGAAUUUCUCACCCUUGGAACAUACACUGCCUUACGAGAAAUUGCAUUCACUCGAGAGCUUGCAAAAGAAAGGCCACAGCUACAUUACUAUUACAUGGGAUUUUAUAUCCAUUCAUGUCAGAAAAUGCGCUACAAGCAGUGUUUCCGUCCAUCCGAUUUGCUCUGCGAUCGUAGUUUCACGUGGGUACCGUUAGAAAAAUGCUUGGAAAUGAUGGAGAGAUAUGGCGAGCGAAUUGAAGCAUUCGCUCCGGAUGCUCCAGUAGCUGAAAAGUGUCCAAUAGAGUCCGUAAGAUGUCUUUACAAAAUGAAUAUUUUAUCCUAUCGAAUUUUGUUAACUCUACCAGAUUUUAAAGAAACGGAAACUUUUAUGGAAGAAUAUGCUCGAAUAGUUGGACCAGUUGCUCGAGAAAUGUUGCUCUACAGGAAUUGA